Rhododendron vialii is the source of this 1917-nucleotide messenger RNA. Its product is annotated as RNA pseudouridine synthase 3, mitochondrial. The record is from RefSeq and is a predicted model, not a curated record. Lineage: Eukaryota; Viridiplantae; Streptophyta; Magnoliopsida; Ericales; Ericaceae. Gene Ontology annotation, molecular function: pseudouridine synthase activity; RNA binding. Bases 304 to 1743 code for a protein of 479 amino acids. The transcript has 9 exons. Gene Ontology annotation, biological process: pseudouridine synthesis.
UUCGAGACUCCUUAACGGACCACCCGACCCGAAUCUAAUUUCUCCUCCUGUUUGUCCCAAGAAUUCUUUGUCGUCGCGAGCUCCAUUGGAAGUGAACUCGUCACCUCUCUCUCCCUCUCUCUCUGACUCUCCCUCUCUCUCUGAGAUAGUGGAAGCCAUACCCCACUGGCCCACUCCAACAACCCUGAUCCGACUCGCGAGUCGCGACUCCAAACCCAAACGAACCCCAGAGCCGGUUCGAACCCACGCACCUUUCUUGACGCGCGCACCAAGUGUUUGAUACCUGGUCUAGCAUGCGCAGCCAUGUCGUUCAACGUUCUCCGCCGUCGUCAACAUGUGCUCUUAGCAGUCAGACACUUCUCCAGAGUGUCACCGCCGCCGCCUGCUUGCGGCGUCGAGCCAGUGAUUCGAGUUUCCAACCAUAUAUCCCAUUUGGGUCUUCCCAAACAAGGCCCAAAACCUCGGCAGCUUCUGUCUUUGCCUCCGUUUCCCGCCCAACCUUUGCCCGGAAAGGACUCAGCUACCUGUGGGCAGCCCUCUCAUAUCACUGCCAUUAGCUGGGUCAAGUACUACUUCGAUGGAGUCCCCAAUCCUGUCAUUCAAUCCCUCUUCAAUAAAGGCCUCGUUCAAGUGGAGUUUCUAAAUUCGAAUGGACCAUCCGUCCAGAGCGAAGGACAAAAAAAUGCCAUGAGAAAGAUUAAGCAUAAUGAGAUCAUGGAGAUCGGGGCAAGAGUUUAUGUUCCUGUAUCAGUUGCAGAAUCUAGAAUCUCCAGGAGAUUUGACGCUAUACCUAGCGGAACUCUGUAUCCGAAUGCUGAUGAGAUAGCAUACUUGCAGAGGCUUGUCAGAUACAAGGAUUCUGCUAUAAUUGUGCUAAAUAAGCCACCCAAAUUGCCAGUAAAGGGUAACUUGCCGGUUCAUAACAGCUUGGAUGCCUUGGCAGCUGCAGCAUUGUCAUACGAGUAUGAAGAGGGUCCUAAAUUGGUACAUCGUCUUGACAGAGAGAGCAGUGGCCUUCUUUUAAUGGGGAGAACAAAAGACAGCACUGUUUAUCUUCAUUGGUUAUUCAGUGAUAUAAAUAGAGCAAAAUCCUCAUCUAAGGCUUGGAACGAUGCAUGUGAAUCAACAUAUCAGAGAUAUUGGGCAUUGGUCAUAGGGUCUCCCAAGGAAAAGGAAGGCUUGAUUUGUGCCCCACUGUCAAAGGUACUUCUUGAUGAUGGGAAAACAGAGAGAGUUAUUUUGUCAAAUUGCUCUGGUUUAGAAGCUUCCCAAGAGGCUGUGACUGAAUAUCGGGUGCUUGGUCCGAUGAUAAAUGGAUGCUCAUGGAUUGAAUUGCGUCCACAUACGAGCCGGAAGCAUCAGCUCCGCGUGCAUUGUGCCGAAGCUCUUGGCACACCGAUUGUGGGUGACUACAAGUACGGUUGGUUUGUUCAUCGUAGAUGGAAGCAAAUGCCUAGAGCUGAUUUUGAGCCAACAACUGGGGAACCCUACAAGUUGCGGAGGCCAGAAGGUUUGGAUGUUCAAAAAGGAAGUGUCCUGUCUAAGGUUCCCUUGCUACAUCUUCAUUGCAGGGAGCUUGUACUUCCAAACAUUGAAAAAUUUCUUGAGCUUAGUGUUCUAAAGUCAGAAAACCACCAUCGGAAAUCAAAGCAUAGCUCUAAGCCCGAUCUCCUCCGGUUUGUGGCAUGGAUGCCGUCCCACAUGAAAAUCAGUUGGAACCUCAUGUCCUCUUACUUGGUAUGACGAUGAACCCUUCAUUAUCUUGAAACUUGAGCAGUGUUACUGUGUAAUUUAGUUCAGAAGGUUCAUUUGUGUAGUAAAACAUUUGGUAAGCCUUGAAAAUCUUUACACAAAUGACUUUGCGAAUUCACAUGGUUGUGAUGCUGAUGAAAUUAGAUUGAAAGUGUUCCCUGUGAA